Molecule: messenger RNA, 2193 nt
Organism: Pygoscelis adeliae (Adelie penguin)
Lineage: Eukaryota; Metazoa; Chordata; Aves; Sphenisciformes; Spheniscidae
Gene: CCDC71
Product: coiled-coil domain containing 71
Exons: 2
Coding region: 181-1374 (397 amino acids)
Source: RefSeq, a predicted model, not a curated record
AGAUUUUAUAACUUCUUGGCGCAGCGUCCAGCUGCGGAGCUGGCGAGGUCGCCAGCUCAGCGCGAGAGGAUCGGAGUUCUCCCAGAUACAUCACAAAGUCCUGCCUGGACUGCUCUUUGGUGUCAAGGGUUGUUUUUCCAGUAAUUUGGACCUUUUUGAAGUGCCCGCUUGCCUAAUGCCAUGAAUAUUGCAGUGAACAAUGUGGAAGAAAAAGCUGUCCAUUCCUGGUCGAGAAUUUCCUCUGCAGGACAGAAAGUGCUGGAGGAAGCCCUCCGAGUCUUCAACCCGAUGUCCAAGGACCUUUCGGACACAGAGACCCAGCUGGUGGCCUUCAUUCAGGGCCUGAAGGAGGAGGGCUACCAGCCCACAAUUCUGAGGAGUAAGGAUGUGUACGGGUACAGCUCGUGCACGGCAGACACACCUAGCCAAACAAAAGACAGCACCCCGCACAACUGCGCCGCUGCCGCCGAGUCCGCUAAGAGUCCGGCUCGAAACACUGCAGCUGCGGCAAAGGUGUCUGCUUCGCCCACCAGCGUUUCGGUGGACUCUUCGAAAGUCUCCGCUCAGCCCGUCUCUAAAGGGGAUUCCACAAAUCUCCUCUUGAGCUCCUUGAAGCAGACAAGAUCUGGCACGUCCAAGGCCGCGGCGGUGGGCUUCCCUACAAGCAUGUAUCCUGACGUGUAUCCAGCCAUGAGACUGUCGGUGGUUCUGGAAGCUCUGGUGCCGCUGAAAACUACCGCGUCCCGUUUGGAGUCCAAGUACACACGAGGGCGUCUUGGGAUCUCGCCCUCGGACCUUAAACUCCUCAAGGCUUCGAGUCCGCCGAGGCAGUUUUCUUCAGGCAAGGCCGCUAAAAUAACAGAAGGUAAGGGGUACAAGCGUUUGAUAAAGAAAGCACCGGAUUCUGCCACCCUCGCUUUAAAUCUUCUGAAGGGACCAAAGGGUGGAGUGCUGCAGGAGAGCAAUGCUUGCAAAGCCUCGGGAGUCCUCAAUGGGAGAGUCACAGGCAGCUCGUCCCAGGGCUGCACCACAGCACAGCAGUCCAAGACCUUGAAAAUCAAAAAUAAGGAACCUCUGGUGGGAAAAACAGAGUGGAAGGACAGCAGCACUUACCGGGAGAGUGCUGGGCAGAAGAGGAGAAGAGCUACGGAGGCAAGAGAAGCACCACAGAGGAAGAGAGCAAAUACCAUUCCUGUCCGAAAUAAAUCUCGACGGGCUCAGAGCACUUUGAACCUGCUGAAAUUCCGGGCCAUCAAGGUGGGCAACUCUUCCUCUGACGAAGAAGUGAGGAGGAGAGCACAGAAGAUUCUUAGGGUCAACCUGUCCCCCGUGAUCCGAAUUCAGCCCUUGUCCCACUCUCACAGUGUUCCCUGAGUUUCUUCGCUCUGUCACUUUUUUUUGUAAGUAAGUAAAUACGAGCCCGGCACCAGAGCGUGGAGAAGUUUAAGAGCGACUCUGGAUCUCUGGUGCCUGGUGACGAUAUGUCGACUAACCUGCAGACGGAGCAGCCUGCUCUCGCGCUGCUUCUGCCUGUCUACCACUGCUAUGCAGAACUGACUGCAGAAAUACAAAAUCCUGUUCAGGAACGUGGGACGGUGACUCACCCGCGGCGAGCCGAGCGGGUCGGAGGGCUCGCUUCCCGCGGGCGCUCUUCUGAACGUGGCAGGCUGCGCUCUCGUGCAGGGGGAGAACACGGGCCUUUCUCAUGACAUUGAUGCACUGUGAUAUUGCUCUUUUUCAAGCUGUACAUUUACUGGUUUUAUUUUGAUCAAAUUUUAUAACUUUAUUAUCUAUAUAUCUAUAUAUCCAUAUAUGUGCAUAUCACCUAGGAACUGUGGGAAGAUGCACUUCCUCCAUCCCUCUGGGACUGGGUUCGAUAGCUUUUGUUCCCCCUCUCCUUCAGCCAGUCUUUUGUUGAAAGGUGCCAGGAUUUCUUUGUGGUUCAGUGUUGUGACUGUCUGUUCUGGGCUCUCUUGAGCAGCUCAGAGGCAGGCAGAGUUAUAGCCACUUGUUUGUCUCCAGAAACGCCAAGCAAUUUGGAGAAUUACCAGCUGAUAGUUGACUAUAGUUUUAAUAAUAUUUUCGGUAUUACCUCUGCAUAAGAGUGGGGGAGUGUUAUGGGGCUGUUGCCUCCAAGUCUGCCUGACAUCUGUAGGUGCCUCCUCCGUUUGUUGGUAGCAGAAGCUCUGAACU